Messenger RNA from Paramecium sonneborni, 1180 nucleotides. NCBI's taxonomy places the organism in Eukaryota, Ciliophora, Oligohymenophorea, Peniculida, Parameciidae. The record is from the annotation of a GenBank genome assembly.
UUUCUACUCAAUUCAAAUGGGUAAUGGUUGUUCAUGUUAAUGUUAAGCAAAAGGAUAAGAUGAAAUAGAAUUGAAUACAAAUUAAAAACAAUAGAGUUAAUAAAAGCCAAGUGCUAAAAUGGAAACAGGUCAAAAUUAGGAAUCUGAUGUAGAAAAGAUAAUAAUAAUAAAUAGGGUAAAGAAAAAAUAAGAGGACAUUUAAAGGAUGAAGAUGUUGCAUAAAUGGCAGGAGCAAGAAAUAAUUCUAUAGAUGAUGGUUCUUCUCCAAAAUUAAUGAAAAGAGAAAAUGGUAUAGAAUUAUGUUGAGUAGUUAGAUGAUAAUAAACCAGAAGAUUAAUAUAUAUAAUUAGUGGAAUCAACAAAAGGAAAAUAAACAAGAACAAAAUUAAGUGCAAUAGAAAUGAAAAAUGGAGGAGUUUAUGAAGGGGAAUGGAAAAAUGGUUUUAGAGAUGGUUAAGGUAAGUAUGUAUGGCCAGAUAGAAGUUUUUAUGAAGGAGAAUGGGUAGAAGAUAAAGCAAAUGGAUUUGGUAAAUUAGGUAGAUUAAAUUUAUAAAAUAAAAGUGCAUGUUGAUGGUGAUAUAUAUGAAGGUUAAUGGUUAGAUGAUAUGGCAAAUGGUCAUGGAGUUUAUAUUCAUAGUGGUUAUUAGAUUAUAUAUAAAGUAGGUGGAGCAAGAUAUGAAGGAGAUUGGAAGAAUGAUUUAUAACAUGGUUAAGGAGUAGAAGUGUGGCCAGAUGGUGCUAAAUAUGAAGUAGAUUUAUAUUAUAUUGUUAGGGUAGAUAUGAAAAUGGAAAGAAACAUGGACAAGGUACUCUCACUUUCGCAGAUGGUAGUUAUUAUAAAGGUGAUUUUGUUGAGAAUGACAUUACUGGAUAUGGAGAAUAUUAUUGGAAAGAUGGAAAAUCAUAUAAAGGUUAAUGGAAUAAUAGUAAAAUGAAUGGAAAAGGUAUUACUUAAUGGGCUGACGGUAAAAGAUAUGAUGGAGAUUACAAAGAUGAUAAAAAACAUGGUUUUGGUAUAUUUUAAUGGGAAAAUGGAAGAAAAUAUGAAGGAUAUUGGAUUAAUGGUAAAUAACAUGGAAAAGGAAUGAUUACAUUACCUAAUGGAGAAAAAAAAGAAGGAUUAUGGGAAGGUGGAAAAAGAACAAAAUGGCUUAAUAUUGAUGAAUCUCCUAAUAGCUGA